This is a messenger RNA of Musa acuminata subsp. malaccensis (wild Malaysian banana), 2016 nucleotides long. Its product is annotated as probable amidase At4g34880. The record is from RefSeq and is a predicted model, not a curated record. Lineage: Eukaryota; Viridiplantae; Streptophyta; Magnoliopsida; Zingiberales; Musaceae.
CGAGCUUGGAGAUUAUUCUGAUCAGUCAACAUUCAUCAUCGAGUUCUCACCUUCCCGUGUGUGACGCCAGGAAGACGGCCAUCCACGAGUGAUUCCACCGCUUGGCUUUACUAAAAGGCUUCGAUCCGUUUGCGAUCGGUAGAGUCCAAGCAGCACCUGCCACGAAAACAGGGCAUCCGAGAUGAAGCCACUUGCUAUUUCCAUGGGGUAUGCAAGCAGCCGGUGAACAACAUCAGGCACGCCCACACAAAACUUUUGGGUCAACGGAUCAUAGAUUUCAUCGCACGAGCGCCUAUUUGUAUCGGAUUUCCAACCGCGAUGCCCUCCGUUCACGCAUAAUCCAUCGUGGGAUAUAUGCAGAUGGGAGUGAUGCCCCCCCUCUCGUUCUCCAUCUGCCGCUUCACGGCUCUGCUGCUGCUUCUCCUCUCGACCUUCCCCUGCCGUGGGUUCGAGUUCCAGGAGGCGACCAUCGACGGCAUCCAGCUGGCCUUCAGGGAGGGGAGCCUCACAUCCCGCCGGCUGGUGGAGUUCUACCUGACGCAGAUCCGCGCCCUGAACCCGCUCCUCCACGCCGUCAUCGAGGUGAACCCGGACGCGCUGCGGCAGGCCGAUCUGGCCGACCGGGAGCGCCGGAGCGGGCGCCGUCCUUGCGGGGGCCUGCACGGCAUCCCGGUCCUCCUCAAGGACAACAUAGCCACGCGGGACCGGCUCAACACCACCGCCGGCUCGUUCGCGCUGCUGGGCUCGAAGGUGCCACGCGACGCGGGGGUGGUGCGGCGGCUGCGACGGGCGGGAGCGGUAAUCCUGGGGAAGGCCAACAUGGCGGAGUGGGCCAACUUCCGCUCUCUGGACGCGCCGAGCUCGUGGAGCGCGCGCGGCGGGCAGGGCCGGAACCCGUACGUGCUGUCGGCGGAUCCGUGCGGCUCAAGCACCGGAUCGGCGAUAGCGGCGGCGGCCAACAUGGCAACGGUGACGCUGGGGACGGAGACGGAUGGGUCCAUCAUUUGUCCCUCGGACUUCAACUCGGUGGCGGGGAUCAAACCCACCGUCGGCCUCACCAGCCGGGCCGGCGUCGUUCCCAUCUCCCCGAGACAGGACACGGUCGGCCCCAUUGGUCGAACGGUGUCAGAUGCCGUGCAAGUGUUGGAGGCUAUUGUGGGUUUCGAUCAGCGAGAUGCAGUGGCAACUAAAGCAGCAUCGAAGUACAUACCUCGAGGUGGAUACAAGCAGUUCUUGCAGGUGGAUGGACUGAGAGGCAAAAGGAUCGGGAUCCUGAGGGCAUUCUUCACCUUCCCAAAUGGAUCUGUCCAACAAAAGGUCUUCGAAGAGCACUUCAACACCAUGAGGCAAAAAGGAGCCAUCUUGAUCGACAACCUUGAGAUAUCAAACUUGAGCAUCAUUCUUGACGCCGCGCAGAGCGGUGAAGAGGUUGCAUUGCUGGCUGAGUUUAAGAUGGCACUGAACUCAUACUUGUCAGAGUUGUCCUCUUCACCUGUACGAUCUCUUGCAGAUGUGAUAGCUUUCAACGACAAACACAGGAUUGAGGAAAGAGUAGAGGAAUUUGGACAGCUCGUGUUUCUAGCAGCUCAGAACACUACCGGAAUAGGUCCUGCUGAAAAGAGUGCCAUUGCCAGAAUGACUCAGCUUUCCAUCCAAGGAUUGGAGAGGUUGAUGAUGGAGAACAGAUUAGACGCAGUGGUCACAGGGAAUAUUGGUGUCACUUCCGUUCUGGCGAUUGGGGGGUACCCAGGCAUCAGUGUUCCUGCGGGGUAUGGCACAGCUGGAGAUCCCUUUGGGAUAUGCUUUGGAGGAGUGAAGGGCUCAGAACCCAAGUUGAUCGAGAUUGCGUAUGCGUUUGAGCAAGCAACAAUGGUUAGGAAACCUCCAUCAUUCAGGAAAUGAAGCCAGUUGAUGGAAGGUCUCUUAGCUUCCAGGUAACCUUUGUGACGUUGAAGAGAAGUGGCUGUGGAACAUUCUCUGGAAUAAAGUUGGUCUUCUAGAUGAGGCACUUGAAUG